Messenger RNA from Fusarium vanettenii 77-13-4, 729 nucleotides. RefSeq lists its product as uncharacterized. Gene Ontology annotation, cellular component: fungal-type cell wall. The record is from RefSeq and is a predicted model, not a curated record. Gene Ontology annotation, molecular function: structural constituent of cell wall. Lineage: Eukaryota; Fungi; Ascomycota; Sordariomycetes; Hypocreales; Nectriaceae. The annotation marks the transcript as partial. Gene Ontology annotation, biological process: fungal-type cell wall organization. The transcript is spliced from 2 exons.
AUGAGGAGCUCAUUGGCUUUCUUGGCUUUCGUGGCCUCUACUUUUGCUCUGCCUCAAGCCGUCACAGAAGAUAUCCGGCCCAAGAGUGGCCCGCCUAAGGGAUGCAGCGAAUCCUACGAUGGCAGUUUCGAAGUUACGAUCUACAAGAGUGGAAAGUCAAAGCGCGACGUUGAGCCACGAGAAUGCAAUGGAGAGGGUGUCCUGGUCAUGAGCCUCAAGGAUGGUGUCCUGAAGGAUGCACAAGGCCGAACUGGAUACAUUUCCGACAGUUAUCAGUUCCAGUUUGACAAGCCUCCUCAAUCUGGCUCCAUCUUCACCGCUGGCUUCUCUGUCUGCUCCAAUGGAACUCUUGCACUUGGACCUUCAGCUGUCUUCUGGCAAUGUCUGUCGGGCGAUUUCUACAACCUCUAUGACCGUCACUGGGCUGAGCAGUGCUCGCCUGUCGAGUUUGGCAUCAUGCCUUGUGGUAAGGGUUCCAAGGAUGCACCCAAGAAGAGGGUUGUUGGAAGCAGCAUCGUUGCUACGACUGUCGUGACGGUUGUGUCAGACGGAACGACAAAGGAGGUUCCUACGACUAUUGCUGUUCCCAUGUGCCAGAUUGGAGAUGGUCAGGUUCAAGUGCGCACGACACCUUGCGAUGAUAUGAACUUGCCCAUCAUCACUGCUCCUCCAGUCAGCCAGGUCUCAGAUGGCAAGCUUCAAAUUCCUACAGACGCCCCAGCUGCUCCU